AUGGCCUGUUUUUCUUCCAAUCAUUACCAGAAGAAUCAAAAUGGCUUUAAAAAAUCCCAAGUAGCGGUUUUGAUGGUGCCUCUACCAGCACAAGGCCAUCUCCACCAGCUCCUCCACCUCUCCCGCCUCAUCGCCGCCUACAACAUACCCGUUCACUAUGCUACCACCGCCACCCACAACCGCCAGGUGAAGCUACGCUCCAUCAUUGACGACCGAGACUCUCUCGUUCAUUUCCAUGAAUUCCCAAAUCCAGAAUUUCAAUCUCCUCCUCCUAACCCUAAUUCCAACAACAAAUUCCCAUCACAUCUUCAACCUUUGUUUGAUUCACUCUCUUACCUCCGCCUGCCAGUUUUCUCUCUCCUACUUUCUCUUUCACCUACUGCACACAGAGUUAUUGUUAUUCAUGACUCUUUAAUGUCAUCUGUUGUUCAAGAUUUCAGUUCAAUAUCAAAUGCUGAAUCCUAUGUUUUUCAUAGUGUGUCAGCAUUUGCCAUGUUUGGGUUUUUCAGGGAAACCAAGGAAAAGUCUUUUCCAGUUGAAGACAAGAUUCUUGAAAAAACCCCUUCACUUGAAAAUUGCUUUACAAUAGAAUUUCUUGAUUUCAUUGCCACUGAACAUAAAUUUCAAGAGUUAAGUUCUGGAAUUCUUUACAAUUCCUGUAAAGUUAUAGAAGGACAAUACAUUAAUUUACUCGAAAAAGCAUUAAAUAAAGGGAAUAAAAAGUAUUGGCCUAUAGGGCCAUUCAAUCCAGUGGAGUUGGCGAAUACAAAAAAUGGCAAUGGCCGCCAUAAAUGCUUGGAAUGGCUUGAUAAACAAGCUCCAAAAUCUGUAGUUUAUGUUUCUUUUGGUACAACGACUUCAUUAACGGAUGGACAAAUCAAAGAACUCAAAAUCGGGUUAGAACGAAGCGAAGUGAAGUUCAUUUGGGUGUUGAGAGAUGCAGACAGAGGAGACAUUUUUGCAGGCGAAACGAGCACAGUUGAUUUGCCUCAUACUAUCCAAUUUACCUUAUCAAAUACUCCAGAAGCAUACGAAGAGAAAGUUAGGGGCCUUGUAAUGAGAGAUUCGAAUACAGAUACACCAGAGGGUACUAUCGAGUAUGCCUUACCAAAUACUUCAGAACUGUACGAUGAUCGAAUACGAGAUAGGGGCAUUGUGGUGAGAGAUUGGGCACCCCAGUUGGAAAUUUUAAGGCAUCCAUCAACAGGAGGAUUUAUGAGUCAUUGUGGAUGGAAUUCAUGCAUGGAGAGCAUUACAAUGGGGGUGCCAAUUGCUGCAUGGCCAAUGCAUUCUGAUCAGCCAAGAAACAGUAUUUUAAUUACAGAAGUGCUAAAAAUUGGUUUAAGUGUGAAGAAUUUGAGUUGCCAAGAUGAAACUGUAGAUUCAUCAACAAUUUCGAAAGUACUGAAAACAUUGAUGGGAUCAAAAGAAGGAGACGAGAUAAGGCAGAGGGCGGCAGAAUUAGGCGUCGCUGUUAGGGAAUCGGUGGCGGAAGGUGGCGCCACCCGCAUGGAGUUGGAUUCUUUUAUUGCUCACAUUAGUAGAUAA
Molecule: messenger RNA, 1548 nt
Organism: Fraxinus pennsylvanica
Lineage: Eukaryota; Viridiplantae; Streptophyta; Magnoliopsida; Lamiales; Oleaceae
Source: the annotation of a GenBank genome assembly